Molecule: messenger RNA, 3252 nt
Organism: Salmo salar (Atlantic salmon)
Lineage: Eukaryota; Metazoa; Chordata; Actinopteri; Salmoniformes; Salmonidae
Source: RefSeq, a predicted model, not a curated record
CCACUAUAUGUGUGUUGAGAUGAGAUGAGGGCAUGAGAGGGUGGGUUGAUGUGGUUUCGCCGAGGACCAUCUUUCAAGACAGCCUGUUAACUGUCGUGUUGUAAUCACCCACAAGAGGACACAGUACUCAUGAGAAGACAGCACUUAUGAGAAUUCUUAGGCCAUUAGAUGAGUGAGGCCCAUCAGAGCAUCCUGGUCGUUCACAGUCAAAAAUAUUGGUGGAAUAUUCCAGGUGGAAUAUUGGCAAAUACACAGGAGGGAUCUCAAAGACACAAGGUUUUUCCAGUAUGAACCGGGCUUUUAACAGGAAAAAAGAUAAAUCCUGGAUGCACACUCCAGAUGCGCUGGCAAAGCAUUACAUACCCUACAAUGCCAAGUUUCUUGGAAACACAGAAGUUGACCAACCGAAAGGCACAGAGAUUGUUAAGGAAGCAGUUAGAAAGUUAAAGUUUCAAAGGCAUAUCAAGAAGUCAGAGGGACAGAAGACACAAAAAGUGGAAUUACAAAUCUCCAUUUACGGAGUAAAGAUCUUAGAUCCCAAGACAAAGGAUGUCCAGUACAACUGCCAGUUGCAUAGGAUAUCCUUCUGUGCAGAUGACAAGACUGAUAAAAGGAUAUUCACCUUCAUCUGCAAAGACUCCGAAUCAAACAAACACCUCUGCUACGUGUUUGACAGUGAAAAAUGUGCAGAGGAGGUAACACUCACUAUUGGCCAGGCGUUUGACUUGGCCUACAAGAAGUUCCUCGAGUCUGGUGGGAAAGAUGUGGAGACACGGAAACAGAUAGGAACCUUACAGAAAAGAAUUCAAGAACUGGAAACGGAAAAUUCUGGGCUAAAGAAGCAGCUUUGGGAACUGGAGGAGCAACUGAUGAUUGCUCCUGUACCACCACAGCUGCACAUAAACUCUACUAACGAGGCCUACAUGCUCUCAAGACCCUCCUCGCUCUUCUGGUGUCACAAUCUGACGUCCUUCUCGUGUCUCGAGAUCUCCUCGGUCACACUCACCCCUAUGAGCUCGCCCGAGUCCAACCUCUCGGCAGGCCUACUAACCCCUCCUCCGGCUAAGCCUGCUCUCCUCCCAAAGCCUGCCGACGGGUGCAGCAUCCCGCGGCCUCGCGCUGGCAGCAUCUCCUUCAAACCCCCGAUGUCCACAGAUGUUUUUGACAUGGUUCCCUUCUCUACUGUCACACCCCUGGUGCCAAUUCCCGCAAGCAACGGCACACCCCCUCCCCCCACUACAACAUCUCCUCCAGACAUGAGUAAAGACCUUUUUGGAGCGGAACCUUUCGAUCCGUUCACCUGUGGGCAAGCCGACUUCCCCCCGGAUAUCCAGUCCAGGCUGGACGAGAUGCAGCGUCAGAGAUGGUUUGUACCGUUACACUACUUUGACCCUUGUAGUUGUCGUGACUGUGUCAUCGUGAAUGGAUUUGCAUGUAUUCAGUUUGACUCUGUUGUAACUAGUCUGCAUACAGUACAUCAGUAAAACCAAGCAUUUUGAAAUGACACACUUUCAUAAUGCUGUACACGUGUUUUUCAUUGAGUUGAAGUUACAUUUUCCAGUUAACAAUGUGAUUUAGAAAAUAAUAUAUUUAUUAACCUUGUUGACUAUGGAAGCUUUACUUUUCUCAGUCAGUCUCUUUUGAUUUGAUCAUUCACAGCAACAAUAUUGGAAAAUUAUAUGAAUAAAUAACUAAGGCUGUCAAAGGAUCAAAAAAUGUAAUCGAGUUAAUCGCAGGAUUUGUUGUGAUUAAUCGCAAAUUCAGAAUUUGCUCAAACUGAGCUGUUAUUUAAGAUUAUUUUUUAUACAAAAACCAUUAAAAGAAUAUUGACGUCUUAAUUUUGUCUAAGCAAAAUCUGGUAAAGUGAUAAAGCACACUUUCUUUAACCUCAAUGUCAACUGGUUUUGACAUCACAUUGUUGUUUUUAGCUCUAUAAAUGAUGUAUUUUGGAUGUUUUCAGUGAAUUUUCAACGCUUUCAGACAAUAAGAAGGGAUAUUACCCAAAAUUUACGUCAGUUGACUGAUUUAACUCUGAUAGCCCUAUGAAUAACACAUCUGCUCUAAUAUUGUGUUUGUGUUUGUGUGUGUGUACCUGGCUGUCAACAGUUUUUUAUCUUUUGUUUUGUAACUGAAAAUGUGUUAUUGCUCGUCAAUCCCCUUCAUCAUAUUUGUAUUACUUGUUUCUGGAACAUUCUAUCGUCACAUGGUGUCAGAUGUAUUAAAAGUCCUGUAGUUAUUAUUUGCUACAGCCAUAGGUCAGACAGAUGCUGAUGUGGUUUAUGGUGUAGACUGUAUAUGAGGGUUUUACACUUCUUUGAAGGGAUUUGGUUCAAAGCUUCCUCAGAUCUUGUUAUUUCUCUGAGAAGUGCUAAGGCAUUCUAGAUUUCAUAUCCCCUAACCAUUACUUUGUGGACUUGGAUGCCUGCUGUUUUGGACCAAGCAAUAAUAACAACUUGGGGCCAGUAUGAAUAUAUUUUACGGUGUUUUGGUUACAGCUCACCAUGGCUGUCUACACUUAGCAGAAGUCGCAUGUAAGUGCUAUCAGAAUACGAAGAUCGCAUUGAAAAGACUGACUGCAUUGUGUGCUGAUUUCUCCUCAGUCCUGACGCAGUCAGGCUAUCGAAAGAUCAUCAGCACUCUGCCCACAAGUAUUAAAUCAAACUUUUUGUCAUAUGCGCCGAAUACAACAAGUGUAGACCUUACCGUGAAAUGCUUACUUACAAGCCUUUAACCAACAGUGCAGUUCACCAAGUAUCCAGAAAACUUGUGUUUUGGGAGCGAAAGGCACCUUUUUUCAUUAAACAUUGGAGGAAAUGCGUUCCUAGUGUAUGAGGAACGUGUUUGCUGGCUUCAUAAAUCCUAGCUAGCUAGCCUAUUUUGAAAAAUAGUUAUGUUAAACCUGUUUGCAAUCUCAUAGGCUUCGCUAGCUAGCUUGCUGACUAGUUAGAGGUUAGCUGGCUAGUUAGCUACAGUAGUUGGCUACUGCCAUCAAGUUGUUGUUGGGCUAUUAUCAGAUUUAGCCUGUUCUACCGUUUGCAGAAUGCAUACUGGCAUUUGAAUAUAGAGCGGGAAAAGGGAAUCCGGACACAAUGUGGACACUGUAGACACAUUUAAUAUGUAGCUGUAGUAGACGCAUGACGUGUUUGGAACUGUAGUGUUGAUAAUACCGACCACCUCCAGUUGACGUCUUUCUUCCUAUAGAGCAGAUUGACAUGGGAUUCAUGUGUUUUUCUAACAGCCAUUCUCCCCCUU